AUGGCAGGCACCGUUGUCAUCACAGGAGCAAAUGGCUCCCUCGCCCUGGGGCUCAUCGAUGCUCUCCUGGCGCGAUACCCUCAACACACAAUCAUCGCAGCUCUCAGGAAUCCAUCGCCAGACAAAGAUGCCAACACCGCAAAGCUCGUCCAGAUCAUUUCCAAAUACCAAGGUGGCAAGGUGAUUCUCGAGCCCCUCGAUCUGGGUCAACUGAGUACGGUCCGUACCUUUGCACGGAAACUAGCGAGUCAGGUCAGAUCGCAGGAAAUCCCUCGUAUCUCAUCCGUGAUCUGCAACGCGGCAACUUGGUCGUUGGAGGCUGGUCAAAAGUUCACCGCCGAUGGCUUCGAAGCUACUUUUCAAGUGUCUCAUUUGGCGCAUUUUUUGCUCGUCAAUCUACUUCUGGAUAGUAUGGAUCUCGAUCAUGGACGGGUCGUGAUGCUGGGUUCGAUUACACAUUAUCCGGAAAAGCCUAAUCCGAUCUCGUCGCUGAAAGCUGGGUUUCCAAAGAAUUUCGAAGAGCUGGUCAAGCCAGAACUGGAUCCGGUAUCACUUAUCCAUGAUCGGGGAUUCCAACGGUAUGCAACUGCCAAAUUAGCAAAUGUGACGUUUGCAAUGCAUAUGAAUGAAGUGUUGGGGAAACAUUUAAAGUACUCCAAUAUCACCGUGACGGCCAUGGACCCGGGUGGUCUCCCUGCUUCAAGAGCCCAGAAUGAGCAGAAAAGGUCAAUGAAGCGUAUCAUGAAUGUGUUCAACGCUCUCAUGCCCAUGCUCAAGUUCUUCACCACGACAUUUCGAACCACAGAAGAUGCCGGGAGAGAUCUGGCAAUCGUGAGUGUGGAUCCGGACUUUCAUGGAAAAAGAGGAUACUUUGUCGGUCUCAGAGAGAGCCCGCCUGCGGCUGUCGCUCAUGACGUUGAAACUCAGCAACGGCUUUGGAGAGCUUGUUGGAACUGGUCUGGAAUGGGCGAACAGGACACUUGCCUGAAUGAGUUUAUUUUCUGA
This is a messenger RNA of Penicillium oxalicum, 1005 nucleotides long. RefSeq lists its product as uncharacterized. The transcript is spliced from 2 exons. Gene Ontology annotation, molecular function: 3-beta-hydroxysteroid 3-dehydrogenase (NADP+) activity. Bases 1 to 1005 code for a protein of 334 amino acids. The record is from RefSeq and is a predicted model, not a curated record. Gene Ontology annotation, cellular component: lipid droplet; mitochondrial outer membrane; endoplasmic reticulum membrane. Lineage: Eukaryota; Fungi; Ascomycota; Eurotiomycetes; Eurotiales; Aspergillaceae.